Molecule: messenger RNA, 2211 nt
Organism: Athene cunicularia (burrowing owl)
Lineage: Eukaryota; Metazoa; Chordata; Aves; Strigiformes; Strigidae
Gene: PPARA
Product: peroxisome proliferator activated receptor alpha
Exons: 9
Coding region: 488-1894 (468 amino acids)
Biological process (GO): regulation of lipid metabolic process; negative regulation of inflammatory response; hormone-mediated signaling pathway
Cellular component (GO): nucleus
Molecular function (GO): zinc ion binding; RNA polymerase II cis-regulatory region sequence-specific DNA binding; nuclear receptor activity
Source: RefSeq, a predicted model, not a curated record
CUCAUUUAAUUAUUUAUUUAUCUCGUCGCCGCCUUUUGAAGCCCUCCGCGGAACUUCGGCGGUGGUAAAGGCGAAGAGGAGAUAGCGGGCCCGGGGAGAUGCUUUAGCUGUUCCUUCUCCUCCUCCUCCUGCUGCUUCUCUGGGGUUUCUCACCAGCUGCCCGCCGUGCGGGGACCCGCCCCGGGUCCGAGGGGCUAUAGGACGAGCGAGAGCCGGCCCCGGCGGAGGCCGGUGUUUGUAGAAAGAAUAUCAGCAGCUUUUUACUAAUGGAGAGCCACUUGUUAUCACCAACGUGCACAUGAAAUGGAAAGGAAACAGAUUCCAGAAAACAAGUUCUGUUUCAGCCUUGCAAGAUGCUGCAUGAAGUGUGUCAUAAAAGACCUAUCGAACAAAUUUUAAAAAGAUGAGAACCGAGGACCAAAUCAACAUAUCUAAAAGCUGUUAGAUAAGUGUAAAGAAGUUUAAGUGACUGCUCUACUCGAUCAAAAUGGUGGACACUGAAAACCAGCUGUAUCCCCUCACUCCCUUGGAGGAGGAUGAUAUAGGCAGCCCGUUAUCUGGAGAGUUCCUACAAGAUAUGGAGAACAUUCAAGACAUCUCUCAGUCUCUAGGUGAUGAUAGCUCUGGAGCUUUAAGUUUAACAGAGUUCCAGUCACUGGGAAAUGGUCCAGGAUCUGAUGGAUCGGUUAUAACAGACACCCUUUCACCAGCAUCCAGUCCUUCAUCCAUUAAUUUUGCCACAGCUCCAGGUAGCAUAGAUGAAUCACCCAGUGGAGCAUUAAACAUUGAAUGUAGAAUUUGUGGGGAUAAAGCCUCAGGCUACCAUUACGGAGUACAUGCUUGUGAAGGUUGUAAGGGUUUUUUUAGAAGAACAAUCCGUUUAAAACUCGUCUAUGAUAAAUGUGAUCGCAACUGCAAAAUUCAGAAAAAAAAUCGUAAUAAGUGCCAAUACUGUCGUUUUCAAAAGUGCCUUUCAGUUGGAAUGUCACAUAAUGCAAUACGUUUUGGACGAAUGCCAAGGUCUGAGAAGGCCAAGUUGAAAGCAGAAAUUCUAACAGGUGAAAAUUAUGUAGAAGAUUCAGAAAUGGCAGAUCUUAAAUCACUUGCCAAAAGAAUUCAUGAUGCUUACCUGAAAAACUUCAAUAUGAACAAGGUUAAAGCCAGAAUCAUCCUUGCAGGGAAAACUAAUAACAAUCCACCAUUUGUUAUACAUGAUAUGGAUACCUUGUGUAUGGCAGAGAAGACCCUGGUGGCAAAAUUGGUAGCCAAUGGAAUUCAGAACAAGGAAGCAGAAGUUCGAAUCUUCCACUGCUGCCAGUGUACAUCUGUAGAGACCGUCACAGAACUUACUGAAUUUGCCAAAUCUAUCCCUGGCUUCUCCAAUCUUGACUUGAAUGAUCAAGUGACACUGUUAAAAUACGGAGUUUAUGAAGCCAUAUUUGCCAUGUUAGCAUCUGUGAUGAACAAGGACGGGAUGCUGGUAGCCUAUGGAAACGGUUUUAUAACCCGGGAGUUCCUGAAAAGCCUGAGAAAGCCAUUCUGUGAUAUAAUGGAGCCCAAAUUUGAUUUUGCAAUGAAAUUCAAUGCACUAGAAUUGGAUGACAGCGAUAUAUCCCUUUUUGUUGCUGCCAUCAUUUGCUGUGGAGAUCGUCCUGGUCUUGUAAACGUAGGACACAUUGAAAAAAUGCAGGAGAGCAUCGUGCAUGUACUGAAACUUCACUUGCAAACCAACCAUCCUGAUGACAUCUUCCUCUUCCCAAAACUUCUCCAAAAAAUGGCUGACCUCCGACAGCUUGUCACAGAGCACGCUCAACUUGUUCAGAUAAUUAAGAAGACUGAAUCUGAUGCACAUUUACACCCUUUACUACAGGAAAUCUACAGGGAUAUGUAUUAAGGAUUUUUAGUAUUUUUUUUUUCCACAGUAUUUAAAGACGAGAGCAAUACUAAUAACAGAUGGGAGCAAAACUACUUGCAGUUAUCUGCUGUUCGCUCAGCUCAGAGCAUGAAAAAAAAUCUAAAAGCUGGGUAACUGGUGUGUUACACUGCUUUUAGUUUGGGAUCUUUUGUCUUCAUUUGAAAGAGGUCUGCAGAAAAAUACUGAUCAUAGAGCUCAUGAAGUGUCUUACAAUGGUUCUUUUAUUUGAAAAUUUGAAGAUUGGUAAGGAAUGCAUAUUUGUAUAAUAAAUCAGAAUGUUAAGUAACAGAAAUGAA